AUGAAGAACAAUGCAUUAAUUUUCAUAAAUAAAAAACUUGGAGUAAUUAAUUAUGAAUUGAGUGCAAAACUUGAGCAAUCUAAGUUGCUUUAUCGAUCAUUCUGUCAAAUAUCACGAUCAACAGUUUUGACAGAUGAUGAUGCGAUGUUAAAUGCUGAUGAUAUAAAGACUGAAAUGAAAGAAAUAUUAAAAACAUUAUUGUCAGAAUAUGAAAUGAGAUACGAUAAAGUUUUUAACAGCGUAGAUAAUAAGAAAAUCCAGAAAAAAUUAGUUCCAGAACUCUUGAGAUCAUUACAAUCACCUUCAUAUCUCAAAUUAAAAAAGUGGUUUUAUGCUUUACAUAAACACUGA
Funneliformis geosporum is the source of this 351-nucleotide messenger RNA. NCBI's taxonomy places the organism in Eukaryota, Fungi, Glomeromycota, Glomeromycetes, Glomerales, Glomeraceae. The record is from the annotation of a GenBank genome assembly.